UAAACAAAGAUUUUUAUUGAAGUUUGAAACACUCCUCCAGCUUCAAACGAAGUAAACUGCAAACCCUUGGCAGUCUUCAACGAUUCGACCCGACCCGACCCGAUCGAUCUAAACGGCGUACCCGUAAGCCCAGAUUCGCUGCGUUGAUCUUCUUCCUUGUUCGAUCAACCGCACCCAAAUCCCCCACCAAAUUGUUCCGUUAAUUUUCACCUUUUUUUUGGUUUCCAUUGGAAUUCACAAUUUAAUCCGCAGGCGAAGAGCGGAUAUGCAGACGUUGGGUGAAUUCAAACUGCCCAAUUUCUUUAAUUACCCUCCGUAUUUCACUUUGCAGCCAGUAAGAGACACUCGAGAUAAGCAGAUACAACUCUGGAAAGAGCUUAUACUUGAUUAUUGUCGGACGCAAAAAAUCUUCGUAGUUGGACUCGAUGAAGACUUCCCUUUGUUUAGCAAUCCCGUGAUUGAAAGAUCAUUAAGUAAUGAAGCUAGGGAGGCAUUUCUUUCAGCCGUAGUUUCGGAAGGUCGUGCAGAAUGGACGGAUAAAAGUCGCAGAAAAUGUCUACUCCUUUGGCAUCGGAUUCAAGAUUGGGCCGACUUGAUUAUAAGAUUUGCUAAGGAUAAUGGACUCGAAGACAGUGUUAUGACAGUUGAGGAAAUACGUUCGGGGAUCGAGUCUCGAGGGACAGAGCUGCACGGAAUGGACCGUACGAUUCUAAUGCGAGCACUUAAAUACCUGGAAAACAAGGGGAAGCUUGCAAUCUUCAAAGGGACUUCUGCUGACGAUGAAGGCAUUAAAUUUUCCAUAUAGAUUGUGUAUUUUUUUUCCGGGUUUAUUGCAUUUGGCACCUCUAUGUUGACUCUAAUUCUUGAAAAUAAUUCUCGUGUUAUUUUAAUUAGCAAAAACACCCCUUACGAUUCAGUUUUUUUUUUUUUUUUUUUUUUUUUUUUACCAAACUAACCCCAAAACACUCACUUUUUAGGGGUUGUGUGCUAAAGAAAUGUAUCAUAGGGAUUUUUUUGCUACUAUUAAUAACACGAGGAGUUUUUAAGCAAUUUGAAA
Erythranthe guttata (spotted monkey flower) is the source of this 1057-nucleotide messenger RNA. It is a transcript of the gene VPS25, whose product is annotated as E2F/DP family winged-helix DNA-binding domain-containing protein. Gene Ontology annotation, cellular component: ESCRT II complex. The record is from RefSeq and is a predicted model, not a curated record. Gene Ontology annotation, molecular function: protein homodimerization activity; structural molecule activity. Lineage: Eukaryota; Viridiplantae; Streptophyta; Magnoliopsida; Lamiales; Phrymaceae. Gene Ontology annotation, biological process: protein transport to vacuole involved in ubiquitin-dependent protein catabolic process via the multivesicular body sorting pathway.